Messenger RNA from Phymastichus coffea, 324 nucleotides. RefSeq names its product diuretic hormone class 2 (gene Dh31). The record is from RefSeq and is a predicted model, not a curated record. Gene Ontology annotation, biological process: body fluid secretion. Gene Ontology annotation, molecular function: G protein-coupled receptor binding; diuretic hormone activity. The transcript has 3 exons. The coding region runs from base 1 to 324 and encodes 107 amino acids. Lineage: Eukaryota; Metazoa; Arthropoda; Insecta; Hymenoptera; Eulophidae.
AUGCAGAGAGAAAUCACGCUCGCCUGGCUGCUGCUAGCCGCCAUCGUCGGACUCGCCUACGACAGCGGCGCCGAGGCUCUGCCUUACUCGUCGCGAUCGGUGUGGAACCAAUUCCAGGAGGACUACCCGGAAGCCGCGCAAGAGCUGCUGGACCGACUGGAGAAUUUGGCAUUGUUCGUGCAGCCGGAGAGCUCAAAGCGCGGUCUGGAUUUGGGAUUGAACCGCGGCUUCAGCGGCAGCCAAGCGGCGAAACAUCUGAUGGGCCUGGCGGCGGCCAAUUACGCCGGCGGUCCCGGCAGAAGGCGCCGCUCCGAGCAGGCGUAG